AUGUCCGCAGAACGCACCCCCUCCAUCUCCACGCUCUCCAUCCAUGCCGACGACGCCCAUGCCACCCGCCCCAUGAACGAUGUCGCCCCGCCAAUCCACGUCUCCACAACCUUCCACUACCCCCGGGACCCCGACGCCCUGAUCCCAUCCUCCGACCUCGUCGUCGCCGCCGCAGCCGCCGACACCUCCGGCAAGCUCCCAUCCCUCCCCUAUGUUUACUCCCGUCUCGCUACGCCCUCUACUACGCGCCUCGAGCAAGUCCUCAGCACCCUCCUCCACGGGCCCUCCACCACCUACGCCAGCGGCCUCUCCGCCUUCCACGCCAUCCUCGUCCGCGUCAACCCCCGCCGCAUCUCCAUCGGCAGCUGCUACCACGGCUGCCACAACGUCGUCAAGAUCUUCACGCGCCUCAAUGGCCUCGAAGUCCUCCCUCUCGACUGCGCAGCCGAGGACCUCCAGCCCGGCGACCUCAUCCAUCUCGAGACGCCGCUGAACCCGGACGGCACGGCGAGCAGCAUCCGCGAGUACGCGGAGAAGGCGCAUAGUCGCGGGGCGUUCCUGUGCGUGGACAGCACGUUUGCGCCGCCGCCGCUGCAGGACCCGUUCGUGCAGGGCGCGGACUAUGUCAUGCACUCGGCGACAAAGUACAUUGGCGGGCACUCGGACCUGCUUGCGGGCGUGGUGGCGGUUAAGAGUGAGGAGGAGGCGGUGAAGUUGAGGAGUAUCAGGACGCUGGAGCUGCGGGUGCAGAGGCAGUCGGAUAGUGCGACGAGGCUGGCAAAGUGGUUGGCGGGUCUGGUGGAGAGUGAUAAGGAGAUUGCGAGUGUCGUGGCUAGGGUGUCGCAUGCUAGUCUACAGGAGCAGGAGCCGUGGCUGCUGGAGCAGAUGCCGAAUGGAUUUGGACCGGUAUUCACAAUUCACACUGUUCGUGGGGAGCAAGCAAAGGUGCUACCGAGCCGGCUGAAGUGGUUCCAUCAUGCCACCAGCUUGGGAGGAGUGGAGAGUUUGGUUGAGUGGAGGGCUAUGUCGGAUGAGUUUGUGGCCAAGACGGUCGUAAGAGUAAGUGUGGGAUGUGAAGGGUGGGAAGACCUGAGGGAUGAUCUGGAGAGAGGCCUGAGAGAGGUGGCCAAGAUGUCGAUAUAG
Molecule: messenger RNA, 1143 nt
Organism: Morchella sextelata
Lineage: Eukaryota; Fungi; Ascomycota; Pezizomycetes; Pezizales; Morchellaceae
Exons: 3
Coding region: 1-1143 (380 amino acids)
Biological process (GO): transsulfuration
Cellular component (GO): cytoplasm
Molecular function (GO): pyridoxal phosphate binding; carbon-sulfur lyase activity
Source: RefSeq, a predicted model, not a curated record